Lactuca saligna is the source of this 393-nucleotide messenger RNA. The record is from the annotation of a GenBank genome assembly. Lineage: Eukaryota; Viridiplantae; Streptophyta; Magnoliopsida; Asterales; Asteraceae.
AUGUUGAAGCGUUUUAAGUUCACUCAUGUGUGGGAAGCUGUUAAAAGAAGCAUUAGGUGGAAGGAGCUUGCAACACAUGAAGACAUUGCUAAUCCGCCAAAAAGAAAAAUAUGCCCACCUCCUCGUCCCGUGGGAAGGGACAAAGCAAAAGCUCGAGGAAAAGGAAAAGCGACAUCAUCAAAUUCUUCAGUUGGAAUGGAGCGGUCAACUAGAUCAGAGGAAAUGAUGGCACAAUUGAAUACAACUUUGGAGAAGCAUAUGACUGAAACCGUCAGGCUCGUAGAAUUUCUGUUGUUGAUACAAGAUGUGAGACACCUAGACCCCGAAGAUCAGGAGGUGGCUAAAAUACUGAAGACUUCGAUUCGUGAAAAAUAUAAGCUCAAACGCAAUUGA